Messenger RNA from Scaptodrosophila lebanonensis, 3953 nucleotides. Its product is annotated as PDZ domain-containing protein 2-like. Gene Ontology annotation, molecular function: protein binding. Bases 208 to 3645 code for a protein of 1145 amino acids. The transcript has 6 exons. The record is from RefSeq and is a predicted model, not a curated record. NCBI's taxonomy places the organism in Eukaryota, Metazoa, Arthropoda, Insecta, Diptera, Drosophilidae.
CAUCCGUUUGACUUCAACUAUCUUGGCACCCUAAACAAUAACAACAACACAACUACAACAACAACAACCAACACAAUUAUAAACAACAACAUCAACAUAAAAACCAGCACAACACCUGGCAGCACUCCCACAGGAACCGCAGCGUCAAAGACGACAACCACAACAAAAGGACAAACAACAAACAGCAACAAUUCCAGUAAACACAAAAUGGAGCUGUUGCCACCACUGGCGAAUAACACGAGCACCACAAUCACAAAAACAACAGCAGGAGCGACAAGCAUAAAACAGUUGUUAGUCCACGAUUAUCUGAGCUACGCCUCGCCACCCACCUAUUCGCGUCUGCCUCCCGAUGGCCACGAGUUUCCACCAAACUUCAGCGAGCCACUGAUAAUGCCGCCCUCGACGCUGCUGAAAGCGGCUGCGGCUAACAAAGCAUCGCCAGCCACCGUUACAGAGCUCAGCUUUGAGGCAACGCCACACAACAGCAACAACAACAACAACAAUAGCAACAGCAAAUUAGAGGCAGCACCACCGCUGCCAAAGACGGGACCACCGCCGACAGUGCCGCGCAAAUUAUAUCGCCAGGACUUGAUCGUUAAUGUGGAGGAUGCGCGAGCAUCGCGUUCCCUGUCAACGAGCCACGGCCUUAGCACGCUCCCUAGCGGCAGCACACUUAGUACGCCACCUGGCGGCAGCACCACACGCGACUAUCAACGUUCCUUGAGCGCACCGCGCAAGUCUAGUGAUUGGCGCAAGGACGAAAAAUCGGAGAAAUCGGUACGCGAUAAAAUUGCCAUGUUCUCCAAUGAGAAUGACGCACCGGCGCCCACACCCUCGGCCAGUGCCACGCCCACAUUUACCGUAACACGUAAGCCGCUGAACAUGAGCAGCGAAAAUUUGCUGGACUCGAGCAGCUCCAGUUUGGCGACGCCGCCACUGAAGACUCGCGCCAUGAGCGUAGAGAAUCUAAAUGAUGUGCAGCGUCAAUAUCAGUUGGCCAAACAGCUGCCCCAACUGCAACACCACGCCGACUCGAUGUACUCCCUAAAUACGCUGCAUACGCCCUCGUAUGCCUCUUUACCGCGUCGGCAUGGCAGCGUUGCCUCACUGGCCUCCGCUCAAUUGGAGCGGCGUAUUAGCUUCUCGGGCGAGGGUGAGGCCAAUCGAAAGGCAGCGAUCACUAAUAUAUUGGAGCAGCGCCGACGUAGCCUCUCGAAAUUGCGCGGCCUAGUCAUUCCGGAGCGGCCGCAUUUGCUGGAACCCAUUCUGGAUUUGCCGGAGAUCAAGAGUCAAGUGAAGGCAGCCAGUGGUGAGGAUUCAACGGAUAGUGGUUUGGGCGAGACACGCGCCCGGCCACCACCAACUACACCAACCACAACGCCAAUCACAACGAGUAGCUAUCGCAGUCUUUAUAAUGGAACCUCCAACGGAUUGGGAAUUAUUGGUGGACAGCGUCGCCAAUUGGAGCCGCAGCUAUCACAGCCACCAGCAAAGCCGCCACGCACUUCUCUCGUGACACCGACACGUGCCCCACCUCUGCCGAGCUCGCAUCUGGAUCAGGAGAGCGAUACGGAUUCGGUGUUCUCCAGCACAGCACGCGUGGCCUCGCCCCCCGAGAAAUUCGCACUAACGCGCACCCUAAGCUCCGAGACAAACACCUCCAUAGCCAGCUCGAACACCUCGACUCUGACCUCUGGUUCGGCGGGCUCACAGGCCAGCUGCAGUUCGUUGGGCAGCACGCCCACCGUUGAUCUGACUAGACGCGUCUUAAAGACAAACACGACCAUGUCCUCGUCAGCCAAUAGCGAAGCAACAUCAGGUAGCUCCAACCGGAAAAGCAUACUCGCUUCGGCGAAAUGUCGCAGCGCCAAAUGUCCCUAUGUCUUGGAUGUGGAGGCCGAGGAGGAUGAUAGCACUGACGGAGAAGCCUGUGUGGGUAGACGCCUCAAAUCCAAACCGACCAUGAGCGCCUACAAGGUCGCUGCUCUGCGUGGUCAGCAACAACAACAACAGCUAGCAUCACAACAGCAGCUGCAAGGACAGCAGCUGAUCGUGGACAAGAUCAUUAGUGUGGCCUAUGUGGAGCAAACAUCAGAUACCGAUGAUAGCAGUCGUCGUUCCGAUGCGGCAGUCACGCCUGCCAAAAUCAGUGCCAUCUUCAUCGAUGAGGAGCGCAAGGCCAGUUUCAAGGCUGACCCCACCCAGCAAGCCAAGCUCAAGCUGGUCAGUGCCAAGCCCGUGGCAGCUCCCUUGGCACAACGGGCCCUGGAGCCCACUGCGCCCGCCCCCGAACUGUCAAAAUGGAUACAGCAGCGAUCCACAACAGCAGCAACCAUCAACACAUCUUCCCCAGCAUCGUCAUCUUCCCUCUUGCUAGAGCGUCGCAGUCUUGCCUCAAAGCAACAGCCGGCUAAGAUGAAUACCGCAGAGCUUCGUGAGAAAUUUGAACGCAGUGCUGCUGCAGCAGCUCCUCUGCCCACCCCCCAUCACAAUACACACAAACCGGUGGUAAUAAAUGGCAAGGCCAGCACACCCCAUCACGAGCGUUUCUCCUCGCUCGACUCUCUCGCCUCGAGCUCAUCGGGGGUUAGCUCGACCACACAGAAUGUGAGCACCUCACAGGAGACGGCCACAGAAUUCGGUAGCUUCUCAUCGCUGGGCAGCAAUCAGAGUCUGAUUACCGCCCAGGAUGUCCAACAGAUUGUCGAGGAGGCGGAUCCGCCACUUAAAACUCCCGAAGCCUUCAUUAUUGUGCUUCAGCGUGAUACGCCCGAGAGCAGCAUUGGCAUUACGUUGGCUGGUGGAUCUGACUAUGAGGCUAAGGAAAUAACGAUACACAAGAUCUUGAGCAACACACCAGCCGCCAAGGAUGGUCGCCUGAAGAAGGGCGAUCGCAUCUUGGCCGUCAAUGGCAUGAGCAUGCGGGGUCUAACCCAUCGAGAAUCCAUCAGUUUGCUCAAGACGCCACGUCCAGAGGUGGUGCUGGUGGUCACACGCUCCGAAUCGCUGGUGCUUAAAACUCUGACCAAGAAACGCUCCUCGCUGGGUUCGCUUAGCUCGCUAAAUGAGAAGCCCACGGAGUUAGACUACGAACGCAAACGCAAUUACCACAAGGCUUCACGUUCCCUGGACCUGGAUCUGGAUAUUGUGUCCAAUGAGGGCGGCACUGGAUCUGCGGCCACGCCCAGCACACCUAGCACCGGCUCCAGCAGUCCCCAGCAGCCGGCUAGCUUGCAUGAGUCGGACGUAGAUGCUGCCAUAGCGGGUAUACGUGCUCGUCGUCAGAUGUCGCGCGGAGAGGCGGCCAAGCUGAGCACCAGCGAGCUGUUGGAGCGCGCCGCGGAAAUACGCGCACAGGCCGAGGACACUGUUGUUGGCGGUGGCGCACGCUGUGUGGAAAUUGUGAAGGAUAGUUGUGGUCUAGGUUUCUCCAUCGAGGGUGGCUUCGACUCGCCGCUGGGCAACCGCCCACUAAUUGUGAAGAAAGUUUUCAUGGGCGGCGCUGCCCAGAAAACCGGUCAGGUGCGCAAUGGCGAUGAGAUUCUGAGCAUAAAUGGUGCUUCCACGGCGCGUAUGACACGCGUCGACGCCUGGAAUUUUAUGAAACAACUCCCGCUGGGUCCUGUCAUGAUUUCCUUUGCCUAAAACGCAGAAUGCGCCACAAUUAGUUUUAAGUUUGAAAUCGAAGCGGAUUCGUUUUUUUUAUCCCGAGACGGGCCUUGCCAACGAGGACGACUAAGUUGCGACUUUAUGUUUUGCAUUUACACGACUUUAUUUACAUAUAUAUACCGAGAUAUAUAUCUAUAUAUAUAUACAUACAUAUAUACGCGUAUAACAAUAUCAUACAUAUAUUUAAAUAAUUUAAAGUGCAAUUUCUUUGAUGUAUUCUAAAACGAGUUUAACUUUUAAUCUUUGCGGCGCUUGAGCCUAAUACAUAAUAUGUAUUGCUUGAU